AUGGCGCUAAUUCCAAUUUUUAUCCAGCUUGGUGGAGCAACAGGAUCAAUCGGUGAUCCAUCCGGUCACAGUACAGAACGGCAGCCUCUCUCGUCUGAUACUAUUAGAGAGAAUGUAACUCACAUCGAAACACAAGUCCGGAAAUUUUUUCAUAAUGGAGUAGCAUAUGCUACUCGGCGCGGUGUGAAUGUUGGAUUGGAUUCUGAGAAGGAAGUUGUGAUUAUUAACAAUAUCGACUGGAUAGGGAAAAUGACAGCAAUCGAACUUUUGAGUGAUGUUGGGAGAUACGUUCGCGUGAGUUCAAUGUUAGCGAAAGAUAGUGUGAGGUCGCGCAUACGCAGGAAGACUGACCAAGGCAUCAGCUUUACUGAAUUUUCGUACCAACUAUUACAAGCGUACGACUUUUGGCAUCUUUAUAAUACCUACAAUUGUCAGAUCCAAUUGGGAGGCAGUGAUCAAUGGGGAAACAUUACUGCAGGCAUUGAUCUCAUUCAGAAGAAGAAGGCUGCAAAGGAUGAGAGUCUAGUCGAGGAAAAUAAAGAAGCUUGUGGAAUAACUUUACCGUUGCUAGUGAACUCGCGUGGUGAAAAGUUUGGCAAGUCAGCAGGAAAUCCGGUUUGGUUGCGAGAGGAUAUGACAAGUUCUUAUGACUUUUACCAGUUUUUUAUAAGGAUGCCUGAUAGUGAUGUAGGAAAACAUCUCAAAAUGCUCACAUUGCUAGAUAUCGAGGAGAUAGACAACGUAAUGGAGUUGCAUGAAAAAACACCGGGAAAGUAUAUUGCCCAGGAGAAAUUGGCUUCUGAAAUCACAGAACUGGUGCAUGGCGAAGAGGCUUUAAAGCGUGCUCAACUUGCCACAUCGCUGCUGUUUGGCACUUCUGAUUUGAAUGAGAUAAAAGCAAAAGAUCUCAUUCAUGCAUUUAGAAACGACACGCGAUUAAAAUUUCUACCAGAAUCGGAUGUCAUAGACAAUACUAUCGACAAAGUUGCUACCUUAUCGGGAGCUUGCGGAACAAGAAGUGAAGCUAACAAGAUGAUAAAGGCACGCGGGCUGUAUUUAAACAAGAAUCGUAUGAUACAGCCUACGUACGUAAUUAGUCGGGAUGACUUGAUAGACGAGAGGCUUUUAUUAUUUCGCGUUGGAAGGAACAGCUAUACUAUAGUAGCGAUUGAAAAACAAUAA
This is a messenger RNA of Paraglomus brasilianum, 1182 nucleotides long. NCBI's taxonomy places the organism in Eukaryota, Fungi, Glomeromycota, Glomeromycetes, Paraglomerales, Paraglomeraceae. The record is from the annotation of a GenBank genome assembly.